Bombus terrestris (buff-tailed bumblebee) is the source of this 1764-nucleotide messenger RNA. RefSeq names its product FERM domain-containing protein 8 (gene Bili). The record is from RefSeq and is a predicted model, not a curated record. Bases 278 to 1624 code for a protein of 448 amino acids. Gene Ontology annotation, biological process: negative regulation of canonical Wnt signaling pathway. Gene Ontology annotation, cellular component: cytoskeleton; plasma membrane. NCBI's taxonomy places the organism in Eukaryota, Metazoa, Arthropoda, Insecta, Hymenoptera, Apidae. The transcript has 7 exons.
GUAUUAUGGUUGACUUGUAAGAAUUAAUUGAAAUUUAUUGUAUAGUUUUGUUUCCUCUGUUGAGAGAAAAAAGUCGCUUAUUAUUAAUCUAUCCUUUAAAUAUCAACUUCAUCUAUAUCAGCAAUUUAUUCCCUUAAAACUCACUCGAUAAUCAUCCUCCUGGAGAAAUGGCAUAGGAGUAUGUAGAAGAAUAAAUAUAUAUUCAGUGUUAACAUUCAGAAAUGAGAAUAGAAAAUAUAAGAUAUAAUUUUACAUAAUUAUUUGGAAAUUGAAAAACAUGGAAACUCAAGAAGAUUGCACAAUUAGGCGAGGACAACCUAUUCGUCGCUACCAAAAUGAUUACAAACCUGAUGGACAUACUUCAACUUCAAUGAUAGUGAAUCAAUCUCAAUAUUUAAAUGUUGGAAGGUCUACUGUAAGAAUAGCUGUAUAUUUAAUGACUGGAAUUUUUCUAUCAAUGGAUGUUGAACAUAGUUCCACUGCACAUCAAAUUCUUGCAAUGAUCCAAUCUGAAGGAGAACUAGGAUUAACAAGAACUCCUUUAUUCACUAGCCAAACAGUCUUUGCUUUGUGGCUUUGCUCUUCAAGACUAGAAGUCCAAUUGCAUUCGAAUCAUAAGCCUUUAGAGUUGGCUGCAAAAUGGAAUCGCUUAGUAAAAAAAUAUAGUUCUCAGAGGGAGGAAACAGACGAAGAACCUUUGCUGUGUCUUAGACGAAAUGUAUUCCUUUCUCGGUCAGACGAGGAGCAAAUAAAGGAAGCUAAAGUAUUAGAGCUAUUAUAUGCAGAAGCCAGAAACAACGUAUUGCAAGGACGUUAUCCAUGCGAGGGACAGGCGCGAUAUGCAAGUUUGGGAGCUUUGCAAGCACGAAUUGAACUUGGCCCAUAUAAUCCCCAAAGUCAUACAUUGGCAUUUUUCAGAAGGCAUCGUGGUCGAUUCUUGCCUCAUCAUUACACUUCUCCUAGUCUGUUAUUAGGUCUCGGUGUGGGAUUAGGAUUAGUAGGAGGAAAAGGGGCACCGGAGGCUCGGCUACUUGAACAGUACAAACGAAUACCAAAUCACACAGGAACUAAUACGAAUUCGAGGAAACUUGUCAGAAAGUACUUAGAGUUUUGUUGGAGCUUGCCAUGUUAUGGCGCGGCUUUUUUUCAAGGGCAAAUCGAACGUCCUGUGAGAGGGCUUGCAUCAUGGAUUACAAAUCGUGAUAUGCAUGUACUCAUUGCUAUUAAUUCAUCGGGUGUAUAUAUCGUGGAUGACAUUCAAUGCAGUUUAUUAUUGGGUCUAAGGUAUUCAGAGUUGAGCUGGGAAAUGGCGAAACCUUCUGAUGAAAGUAAUCUGGAUUGUCUGCCAUGUUUAUUUCUACAGUUUCCUGUACGGGAGAAUGGGACACGAGUUUAUAAAAUUCUACAAGUAUUCUCGAGACAAGCAAUAAUGAUGGACACAUUAAUUUCUGGCUUUGCCGAAGAACAUCGUCGUCAUGGAACUAACGGUGAUAUUGGGAAUACAGACCGUGCGGUAGGUUCCAAUAUCGGAAGUUUUACCAAUAAACUUAGUAAAUUCACAUUGGCAACUUUUGACGACGAAGGCCGAUGUAUUGGACAAAUGGGUUCUUGGUCAUUUCAAUGAAGGAACUAAAUCUCUAUGGCGAUCUAAUCUGGUUUCUAACGUUUGUAAGUAAAAGUUUAAUUCAUUAAUUUUUUCUAAUAUUUCUUCUUCUUCUUCACGGGUUAAAUCUCCUUCCUGUAAAAAAAAAAAACCUGCUUUUC